Messenger RNA from Linum trigynum, 3428 nucleotides. The record is from the annotation of a GenBank genome assembly. Lineage: Eukaryota; Viridiplantae; Streptophyta; Magnoliopsida; Malpighiales; Linaceae.
AGACCAAAUUAUUAUAUUUAAUCGAGGUUGAGAACCAAUAAGCCAAAAAUGGAGGGUCAACUUUCGCAAAUACGGAUAAAGUCAGGGGCACGAAGUGAAAUUAAGACCAACUAAUCCCCGCACAUAAUAUAAUCAGAUUAAGGCGGGAGAUUAAUUGAAAUUUGAUUAGCCUUCUUGUUUCCGUACUGUCUUCCACAAAGGCACAAACCAAAGAUUGGGCACUCCAUUAAGCCUCCAUUAAACCUCUCUUCUUUAGCUCUCUUUCUCAUCCACUCUCUCGCAGAGGAAAAAAUAACAACUCAGUCUGCACAGAAAAAGAGGAGGGGAGACCAAAGCGCCAUUCCGCGCUACCCAACACUCUCUCUAGUUCCUUCUUUCCUCCCUCUUCUUCCUCAGAGUAUCUAUCUGGCAGCGACGGUUCUUCUUCUCUCAAACAGAUUUCGCCAUCGGAAUUCUCCCUAAUCCCAUGGCGGAUCUGUACGGUGCAGCUCCAUCCCCUCCUUCCGCCGCCCCGCCUCCGCCCACCGAGACAGAGGAAAUCUCGUCUUUCCUCCACCAGUUCCUCCACAACACUUCCUCCGCUUCCUCCCCCAAAUUCAUGUUCCACCACCCUCACUUCUCAUCUCCGCCGCCGCCAAAUCAGCACCACUUCCCACCUCCACCGGACGCCGCCCUGCCGCUGGAGUUCCUGGAUCGCCACCACCGCUCCAACUCCGGCGUCAAUUUCUCCGAUCCCAGUCUCUACUUCGGCAGAGAUCCCCGCGGCGUCGAGGACGCUGCCGCCGCCGACGCGGCGGCGGGAUCGAAGCGGGGAUGCGCGACCGUGGAGAACGAUCUCGGGUCCGGCGAUUUCAGCUGCGACAGUGGGGGCGGAGAAGGGUCAGAGAUGCCUACGGAGACAGGAGGAAAGCCUCGAGGCUCGUCCAAGAGGAGCAGAGCAGCAGAAGUUCACAAUUUAUCUGAAAAGAGGAGGAGAAGCAGGAUCAACGAGAAAAUGAAAGCUCUACAGAACCUGAUACCAAAUUCUAACAAGACGGAUAAGGCAUCUAUGCUGGAUGAAGCCAUUGAAUACUUGAAGCAGCUUCAGCUCCAAGUCCAGAUGUUGACAUUGAGGAAUGGAUUAAGUUUACAUCCAAUGUGCUUACCUGGACUACUUCAGCCAAUGCAACUGCCUCUAUCAGGAUUAAGUUUCGAAGAAGGAAAUGGACUAAUGAAUACCACUACAUUAACGGGUACCUUCUCUGCAAAUGAAGAAACCUCUGCUGCUCAACCUGGUCUUAAUCUUCCUAACCAGUGUACAGUAUCGAAUCAGCCACCUUCCGGAACAAACAGCAUUCCCUCUUCUUCUGAGAACCCUUUUGCUUUCGAGCAGCCGUACCAUGUUCUUUAUGGGUCUCUUAAUCUAACCUCAUCAUCUCCAAAGGAAAUCUGCAGGGAAGGUACAUCAGCAGCAGCAGGAGCAUCACAAGUAGAUACUACAAACCAAGCUUUGAAUACCUCUUGAUCGGGGGUUUCAUAAGUGACCCCUUUUGAUUAACACCAGCGGCAGGAUCGCCUACCAACAGUUAACCUCCUUCCUCGGUUUCUCUCUUACGCUGAAUACCAUAGAAGCUGCUGCAACUUUAGUACUGAAAGUGAAAACUGCUGCUGUUGUUAUAACGUUGUUAUAACUGUUGCUGACGAAUGACACUUUUUGCCUUUUGAUGAUGUUGUUAUAACGUUGUAACAGGGUAUCACAAAUUUGUGACAGACAAGGACAGCCCUUUGGUUAACUUCAAUAGAAAUGCUGCUAUGUUUCCUCUUCUUCAAUGACAAAAAAGCCAGGAAUUCUUCCAAGAUUAAUGAAAGGGUUAGCUAAAUUGCAUAAAAAAUGAAGUGUCGGUGUGGCAAAGUAGAGCAAUUAUUUGUAGGAGGGAAGGAAGCUUGAGUAAAAGUCUGUCAGUGAUGGGAGGAGUGACGUUCACUGAAAAUUAAAUCAUUUCUUCGGCUUAAAAAACCCGAGAAAAGGCUUUCCUGAAACUGAAAUGGAAGCUUUAUGUUAAUUUAUUUUGAUAAUGUUGACUCGUAUUGUUCAAAAACCAUGAAGAUAUUACAGAUAUAUUGACGGUUACAGUUUGCAAGAACUAGAGGGAUACCCAAACUCUGAAGUUUUCUCUAACCACAUCUAUGCAACUAGCAGACGCAGUUGUUUUUGCAGAGGGUAUUUACUAUUUUCAUAAAAAUUUAAGUGAUUUUUUGAAAAGUAAUUUUCUUGAAUUUUGACUGUUACAGAUGAUGGAUCAUGUCUUAGACUAUUUUUCAUCAAUGAUUAAGUUUAUUAAAUACUGAUUUGGUCGGAUUUUUUUCGUGACCAUUUUUGGCAGAUUUCAAAAUGGUGUACUAUUAAAGAUUUCAUGCAAUUUUUUCAAAAGGUCAUUUUCCAUGAAUUUUGAAAGCUACAGAUCAUGGAUUCGGCUUGUGGCUAUUUUUCACCGAUGAUUAAGUCUAUUAAGCAUAGACUUGGGCGGAUUUUUUCGAUCCCAUUUUUGGCAGAUACCAAAGGGGUACCAUCAAGAUUUCAGGUGAUUUUUUUGAAAAGUAAUUUUCCUUGAAUUUUGAAGGCUACAGCCUACAGAUCACGAAUUCAGAAUGAGACUAUUUUUUUACCGAUGAUUAAGUCUAUUAAACAUCAAAUUAGGUGGAUUUUUUUCGGGGCCAUUUUUGGCAGAUUUCAAAUGGGUACUAUCACAAAUUUCAGACAAUUUUUCGAAAAACAAUUUUCCUUGGAUUUUGAAGGCUGCAGGUCACGGAUUCAACCUGAUGCUAUUGUUCUUUAAUGAUUAAGCCUACUAAUCGCCGAUUUGGGCGUAUGUUUUUUGGAGGGCAUUUUUAUAAUUUUUUGGCCGAUUUUUUGAAAACCCAUUGAUUUUGAAGGCAACAAAUCAUGGAUUCGGCGUGAGACUAUUAUCCAACGAUGAUAAAGUCUAUUAAGCAUCAAUUUUGGCUAUUUUUUCAAGGGCAGUUUUGGGAGAUUCAUUAAUGGUACCAUCACAUAUUUCAGGCGAUUUUUUGAAAGCCAAUUUUUAGGAUUUUGAAGGCUAAAGAUCACAUAUUCGUCAUGUGGCUAUUCCUUACCAAUGAUUAAUUCUAUUAAAAACUGAUUUGGGUGAAUUUUUUCCGGGGUUAUUUUUGGUAGAUUCUCAAAAGGGUACCAUCACAGAUUUUUUACGAUUUUUUUGAAAAGAUAUUUGCCUUGCAUUUUGAAGGAUACAAAUCACGGAUUCGGAUUGAGACUAUUUUUAACCGAUGAUUAAGUCUAUCGAUUUUGGCAGAAUUUUCCGUGGACAUUUUUUUGCAGAUUUCAAAGGGUUACAAGUACAUAUUUCAUGCUUUUAUUUAGGAUUUGGCGUGAUGCUAUUUUUCAUCAAUGAUAAAUUCUAUUAAUCGGU